Messenger RNA from Saprolegnia diclina VS20, 2786 nucleotides. RefSeq lists its product as hypothetical. The transcript has 6 exons. Gene Ontology annotation, cellular component: membrane. Gene Ontology annotation, biological process: calcium ion import across plasma membrane. NCBI's taxonomy places the organism in Eukaryota, Oomycota, Saprolegniomycetes, Saprolegniales, Saprolegniaceae. The record is from RefSeq and is a predicted model, not a curated record. Bases 64 to 2709 code for a protein of 881 amino acids. Gene Ontology annotation, molecular function: monoatomic ion channel activity; protein binding.
CCUCUCUUGUCCUACCUCGAGGCGAAUCGAAAGGACUCAAAAGCCGCCGCCGCCAUCACGGCCAUGGUCCACGCCGAGGACGCGCGCCGCAAGGCCUACCCGCUCCACGUCCUCUUGGGCUUCAAGCGCUACGACGACUUUAAGACUCAACUUCCUCUGCACCGCGACCGUCUCGAACAGUGCGACACGAACGGCAAAACUGUGCUCAUGCUAUCGGCCGAGAUGGGUCUCGAGGACCUUGUUGACGUUAUCAUUGCCCACGGCGCCGACGUCGACGCCGUCGUUGGUGUCCCGUACUACACCGCCUUGGACCCGAAACAGUAUGCGUCGACGGCCCUCACGCUGGCCGUCACGAACGGCCAUGUCGGCGUCGUCGAGCUCCUGCUGUCGCACCUCGCCGAGAUCGACCCAGCGUACCUCGCAUCGAUGACGUCGUUGGAGGCCUCGCUCACACCUCGCCAAGCGGCGUGUGUGACGUUGCUGCAAAAAGAAGUCGCGUUCCGGUCGACGUCGGCCGAGUACGUGGCCAAGUGGCGGCUCAAGCUCGAGGCGCUGCCCGACGACGCGCCGUUUGACGAAACUCUCUUUCGGCGCGCGAUCGCCGCCGACCCGUCCCUCGGUCGUCUCUUCCUCAACGACUGCCUGUCGCCGGACCGCCACACGCUCGGCUUUACCAAGCUCGAGGCCGUGUACGGCCGUCGCGUGACGUCGAGCGCGCUCUACUCGAUCGUGCAGUACCAAGACGCGACCAAGCGCGACGGCGCCAAGGCCCUUCUGGACCACAUUGUCAUGCAGCGCAUCCUCCAGCUCAAGUGGGAGUUUUUCGCGCAGCGCAUGUUUGUCGAACAGCUGCUCUGGUACGGGAUCCUCCUCGCCUCCAUGACGGUGGCCGUGACGCUGCAGCCGUCGACGAUCGAUGCCAAUGACAACGACGCGCCGCUCCGUGUCUGGUGCGUCAGCGUCGUCUUUUGCGUCGUUGGGCUCGUCGCGGUGCAGUGGACGCGGCCCACGCCGCUCUUGUAUCUCGCCACGUGUCUGCACCGCUUUGCGGCGCCGUCGCCACUGCACUGUCAGCACGACCCGCGGCACCUCGGUCCGGCCAAGACGAAUGUCAAGCGUCUCCUGUGUCUUGGGACGGUUGCCGUCACCGUCUACAUGUACAUGACGUGCAUCGACGCGCCGCUCUGGCACCGUAUUCCGUGGUCAACGACGGUCGUUGGGACAGCUUCGCUGUCUGAUAUGUGUGUCUACGGGUCGCUGCUUGCCUCGACGCUCUACUUUGUGCGGCUCGAGUACCAAGAGUUUGUUGGUCAUGACCGCCUCCACACGGCCGAGACGCACGCGUACUGGUCGUCCCGCCUCAAUCUGUGGCAACUGAUGACGUACAUGGGUAUUCUGUUGGUGUACCUUCCGCUGGCGUCGUAUUUGGAGCCCGUGACAAGUCUUUGUCUCGGCAGUCUCUUGACGCUGUCGCUGUGGCUGCUCUCGCUGCAGUUCUUCGCCGUGUUCCAAACCGGCGGGUACCUCCUCCCGAUGCUCUCGGCGCUGCUGCGGGACGUGAGCAACUUUCUCGCGUUCUUUGGCGUCGUGCAGGCCGCGUUCACGUGUGUGUUCUACCAGCUCUUUCGGUCGCAGUCCAAUGCCAACAGCUACGCGUCGCUCUGGGCGUCGUUCCGGACCUCGUACUUUGUCAUGCUCGGCCAGUUUGAUGUCGAUGGGACGUGGGCGACGCCGAGCGAGUUGCCGCCACUACUGUACCACUACUCGUUUGUGCUGCUCAUGCUCCACGCCGGUGUCGUGAUGCUCCUGCUGCUCAACGUGCUCUUGGCGACAAUGAACGAGACGGUCGCCGACGGUCUCCGCGCGUCGCAGCGAGACGCCAUGUGGAGCUACGCGGCGUGCAUUCUGCGGCUGGAGCUCACGCUGCCCCUCUCGCGCCAGCCCGUCUACUACGCGUCGCGUCGCCCCGACGAUACCAAUGUCAACCCCGCGUUUGACGAGGUGCUUGUCCUCGCCGACUGCAACCUCUGCGACGACGACAUGGCGGUCGUCCGCAGCAUCGAAGAAGUCGGCAAAGACUGGUUCCGGACCCUUCGCGACCUCCAGCGCCGCGCUGUAAUCGAGAUAGAUGCGCUCACGGCGGCCGUGCAUGACGCCAACCACUUUUGCGCCUCGGCCAUGUACCCGAUGGCAUGCGAAGUGGGCAUCCCGACGGCCCGUGCGGCGAUCGACGCGGCGUUCGCCUCGGUGGUCGCCAAGCGAGCGCCCGAGCCAUCCGACCGCUGUAGUCGCCUCCGCGCUGUCCAGCGCACGGUGCAGCAGCACUGGACGAGCUUGGCGUCGGCGCUCUCACUCGAGGCGACGACCAACACUGCCGACCAGCACGACGUGCUCUUUGCCAUGGUACACGGCGUCUCGAUGGCGGCCAUGCUGGCGCGCGCCUGGCAGAGCAUCGAAGCUGUCUUUGAUGCGGCGGCGGCGCGCUGGGAAGAGCGGCCGGAACCUACGCCGUCACAGCUCCGCGACGCAAUCGUGGCCAGCACCAAGGCGCAGAACGCGCAGCUGCAGGCGCACGUCGAUGCGUGUAUGGCGGCGAUGCAAGCGAUGGAGACGCGGUAUACAGCCGCGCUGGAGGAGUCCAAGGCUGCCAACCGCGCACUGGACGCCAAGCUCAGUGAGGUGCUCACGUUGCUGCACGUGAAGGCGUGAUUUUUGGAAAUUGAUUUGCGACGUUUUUGAUUGGCUCAUUUGCAUAAUAAUUUCAGCCACUCGUAUGCAUGUUGUAG